UCGGGACCCGCCGGAGGCGGAGCGGGAGCCGAAGGCGUGUGUCUGAAGCGGGGGCCGCUAAGUCCUAGAAGGUGGCAAUUUUCCUGGGCCGGCGGCGCGCGGCGCAGGUGGAGAGGCCGGCUGGCCCGGACUUCGGCCUCGGGCUUCGGGAAAUGGCGGCUGGGGGCAGAAUGGAGGACGGCUCCUUGGAUCUCACCCAAAGUAUUGAAGAUGACCCCCUUCUGGACACCCAGCAUCUCCCACAUCAUUCAUUACAUGCUCAUUUUAGACCCAGAUUCCAUCCUCUUCCUACGGUCAUCAUAGCAAAUCUGCUCUUGUUAAUACAUGUUGUGUUUGUCAUUUUGGCGUUUUUAACAGGUGUACUUUGUUCUUACCCUAAUCCAAUUGAGGACAAGUGCCCAGGAAACUAUACCAACCCAUUGAAAGUUCAGACAGUCAUAAUCCUUGGGAAAGUUAUUUUGUGGAUUCUGCACUUCCUUCUUGAGCGCUACAUCCAGUAUCACCACAACAAAGUAAGAAACCGAGGCUAUAACAUGAUCUACCUGUCGACAAGGCAUCUUAAAGGACUUGCCCUGAUGAUCCAUUCCACUGGCAACACGGCUCUUCUCCUCGUGCUGUGCGUGCAGCACUCCUUCCCGGAGCCCAGCAGGUUGUAUCUUGACCUCAUCCUGGCCAUCCUGGCCCUGGAACUCAUCUGCUCCCUGACAUGUCUGCUUACUUACACAGUGAAAAUUCGGAACUUUAAUAAAGCCAAGCCACAGCCUGAUGUACUUGAAGAAGAAAAAAUCUAUGCUUACCCCAGCAAUAUAACCUCGGAGACUGGAUUCAGGACUAUUUCAAGCCUAGAAGACAUCGUUGAAAAGCAAGGAGACAUAAUAGCGUACCUGAAGCGACACAAUGCCCUGUUGAGUAAACGGUUGUUGACUUUCACUUCCUCCGAGCUAGACUCUCCACCUAGUAGAAUGUGAAAGACUCAAGGCCAAGACAUCAGGUGCAGAGGACUCCAGAGUAAUCCUCCUUGGGAGCUUCCUGGGUAUAAUCUGAAACUGGCCCCACAUAGAGGACAGAGAGCAACCAGAGAGAGAGGCAGAGCACUCCAGAUUGGCAGGUAGGAGGUUUAAUGAACAAGGGAACUUGUGUACAAGGCUUGUCUUGAGAGGCGGGCUGUCAGGUAAACAGAUCUCUGCAUCCGCCCACCAGAAUCUUAAGUUUAUAAAGAGGCCUUAAUUGGCCUCAUAUACCAUCUGGAGGUCUCAACAGCACGUUAUUCUCCCAAAGCUGUGUCCUCGGAACAGCUCCCACUGUGAGACGGUGGGCAGAACGUCUAUUCCAAGGACAGGGGAGGGGUGAGCAGCCUCCGAUUGUCCAAGUUUAGCUAAUGGGUCAGUUGGCAGUCAUGUCCAACAGCCUUCAGCUAUUUUCCUUUUCAAAAGGAAAACACCAGUGAUAGACGAUUCUUAUUUAAAUUCACUUGGAUCUGUAGUCAGUUUCUAAGGGUGUAUAGGAUGAACUUUGGUUUACAGAGAAAGAUACAGUUAAAAAGUUAGGAUGCUCAGAUUCUGAUGUGAUGUCUGUAUAACUGCAAAGACUUCUCUAAACUCAAUCAUGAACGUACCAAACAAUGAGCAAAAAUGAGAUGAAGUAUCGGAACUAGGAAAACAGGAUAAUGAACAAAGCACUUUAAAUGUUAAGCAUUCUAUUCACCAGGCAGGUGGUGUGGUGGCACAGCAGACACAAAACUUAAGGAGACCCUGGUUUGUAAGGAGGAAGAGGACUAGGAUUUCUAGGCUCUGUGCUAAGUGAAAUAAUGGCUAUAAGUCCGAGGAACUAUUGGAACUUCAGGCCAGGGCACCCUGGCAGGGAAGGGGCUGUAGGAAUUCCAGGCAAAUGAAUGAAUAAAGGAGCAAGGCAAACAGCUGCAGAGAUCACAAGCGCUGUGCACUUGAGUGUGAAGCACGACAUGGGAGGAGAGGCGGACAGCAUCAGAUCUGGGAGAGUACCUUCUUGUUCUCUGUGCUGAGCGGCCCACCCUGGAAUGGGGUCUGCUGAAGAGUCUCAAGCAAGGAAGUGAGAGUCAGUUUUAUUUUCAGGAGCAUCAGAUUGUAGUACAAGAUGGAGGAAAAAGUAGAUGGCAGAAAGAUUUGGCCCUGAACUAGGGCAAGUAUAGUAGCAUUCUAUUGAAAGUACAUAUGUAUAUAUAUAUGUGUAACAUAGAUGUCUGUAAUUUGGGGAUUUUAUUUCAGAGGACAAUAGCAUCAUGACUUAUAUGUUAAAAGCUCAUUUUUUAAAAGAGCACUAUCAAAAACUAUAAGGAAAAAAAGAUCUGAAAUCCCACUGCUAAGGAAUUGUACCAGUUUAUACUGCUUGUUGUCCCAUACUUUCACCACCUGUGGGUGUUUUCCAUUUAUAUUUAAUUCUAGCCCUUCCAAUGGGUUAAAAUAUAUAAUGUCAUUGUUUCAUAUUGCAUUUCCUCGAAUGCUAAUGAAGUUGAGUGUUUUCCCCCAUAUUCUUUGACCUUUUAUCAAUCUUUCGUGACCUGUAUAUAUCAUCAGGUCUUUUGCUUAUUAUUCUCCUGGAAUACUCUUUUUCUUAACAAACAUAAUCUCACUUUAUAUAUAAGGGUAGUCCUCAGUUUCCAUCUGUUGGAAAUAUUUCAUUGUUCUGUGUUCUUCUGCUAUGAUCUCUUCAAACACUGCAGCCUAGAUUUUAUCUGCUGCAGCCCUGGUGAAAAAGUUCACACAAAUGCAUCCCUAAAAGCCACAUCAGAUGUUUCCUUGUGUGAGAGCCAGCAGUGUCUUGAGUGAAUUUUAAUAUACCCAGCUCCUGAAGGUCCUUUUCCUUCUUCCAGGGAUUCAGACCCAAGUCUUACAUAAAUCAAGCUAAUUCUCCUUUUUCCUUUAAGGCAGCAUUCUCCAACCUUGCCACUAUUUUUUUUUUUUUUAACAUUUAUUUAUUUUUGACAGAGUGAGACGGGGCACG
Messenger RNA from Lynx canadensis (Canada lynx), 2979 nucleotides. It is a transcript of the gene TMEM192, whose product is annotated as transmembrane protein 192. Lineage: Eukaryota; Metazoa; Chordata; Mammalia; Carnivora; Felidae. Gene Ontology annotation, cellular component: lysosomal membrane; late endosome. The transcript is spliced from 7 exons. Bases 153 to 968 code for a protein of 271 amino acids. The record is from RefSeq and is a predicted model, not a curated record.